This is a messenger RNA of Cynara cardunculus var. scolymus (artichoke), 2440 nucleotides long. RefSeq names its product probable beta-D-xylosidase 7. The record is from RefSeq and is a predicted model, not a curated record. NCBI's taxonomy places the organism in Eukaryota, Viridiplantae, Streptophyta, Magnoliopsida, Asterales, Asteraceae. Bases 3 to 2327 code for a protein of 774 amino acids. Gene Ontology annotation, cellular component: plant-type cell wall. Gene Ontology annotation, biological process: xylan catabolic process; arabinan catabolic process. The transcript has 6 exons. Gene Ontology annotation, molecular function: alpha-L-arabinofuranosidase activity; xylan 1,4-beta-xylosidase activity.
CAAUGAGACUCAACAGCAGUAUCCAGCUACUGCUAUGUCUCACAGUCUCAAUACUCCUACUCACUGAGUCAACUCAACCACCGUACGCCUGUGACUCAUCCAACGCCGCCACCAAAUCAUUCCCAUUCUGCAAAACCACACUCCCCAUCUCCGCCCGAGUCAGAGACCUCGUCUCCCGACUCACCCUCGACGAGAAGAUCUCGCAACUCGUGAACACCGCGCCGGCGAUUCCUCGACUCGGUAUCCCCGCCUAUGAGUGGUGGUCGGAGGCAUUACACGGCGUUUCCAACUCCGGUUACGGUAUCCAUUUCGAUGGCACUAUCAAGUCCGCCACCAGUUUCCCUCAAGUUAUCCUCACCGCCGCCUCUUUCGAUGCCAGAUUAUGGUACCGAAUCGGCCAGGCAAUUGGAUUGGAAGCAAGGGCAGUUUACAAUGAAGGACAAGCCAAAGGGAUGACAUUUUGGGCACCCAAUAUCAAUGUGUUUAGGGACCCAAGGUGGGGUAGAGGACAAGAGACACCUGGCGAAGACCCAUUGGUUAGCGGCAAAUAUGCAAUUUCUUAUGUUAGAGGGGUCCAAGGUGACAAUUUUGAAGGUGGAGGGAUCAAAGAUGGACAUCUUCAAGCUUCUGCUUGUUGCAAACAUUUCACUGCUUAUGAUUUGGAUCAUUGGAAAGGUGUCGAUAGAUUUGGUUAUGAUGCUAAGGUCACGAAACAAGAUCUUGUGGACACAUAUCAACCACCCUUCCACAACUGCAUACAACAUGCCCAAGCUAGCGGAAUCAUGUGCGCCUACAAUCGUGUGAACGGAGUCCCGAAUUGCGCUGAUUACAAUCUCUUAACCAACAUUGCUCGAAAGCAAUGGGGUUUUCAAGGGUACAUCACUUCAGAUUGUGAUGCAGUAUCCAUCAUCUAUGAUGUUCAUAAAUAUGCAAAAACACCAGAAGAUGCUGUUGCUGAAGUGCUUAAAGCAGGCAUGGAUGUGGACUGUGGUUCUUACAUGCAGAACCACACCAAAUCAGCAGUUCAGAAGAAGAAAGUCCUUGAAUCAGACAUAGAUAGAGCCCUAUCCAACCUCUUCACCAUGAGAAUGAGACUUGGUUUGUUCAAUGGCAACCCGGCCUCACUCCCAUAUGGCUCGAUCGGUCCGAACCAGGUCUGCAGUAAAGCGCACCAGGACCUAGCCCUUGAGGCUGCAAGAAAUGGCAUUGUCCUUCUCAAGAACUCUGCUAAACUUCUCCCGUUCAAAAAGACCAUCUCUUCGUUAGCCGUCAUCGGUCCUAACGCCAACUCAGCGUAUACGCUCGUGGGGAACUAUGCCGGCCCACCAUGCAAAUCCAUCGAGCCGCUAAAAGCACUUCAGAACUAUGUGAAAAACACACAGUACAUUAAAGGCUGUAACUUUGUUAACUGUACGUCUGCUUCUAUUGAUGAGGCGGUUAAGGUUGCGAAAAGUGUGGAUUAUGUGGUUUUGUUUAUGGGGUUGGAUCAGGGUCAAGAAAGAGAGAGUUUUGAUCGGGUCGACUUGGUGCUUCCGGGGCAGCAACAGGCUCUGAUCACUAGUGUGGCUAAGGCGGCUAAAAGACCGGUGGUUUUGGUGCUUGUUUGUGGCGGUCCGGUGGAUAUUUCAUUCGCGAAACAUGAUCCGAAGAUCGGUGGGAUCUUGUGGGCUGGUUAUCCUGGCGAAUCCGGUGGCAUUGCACUUGCCGAGAUCAUCUUUGGUGAUCAUAAUCCAGGAGGGAAGCUACCUAUAACAUGGUACCCUAAAGAAUUCGUCAAGAUCCCGAUGACAGAUAUGAGAAUGAGACCGGAACCAUCUUCAGGCUAUCCGGGACGUACAUAUCGAUUCUACACCGGCCGAAAAGUUUAUCAGUUCGGCUACGGGCUCAGCUAUUCAAAAUACACAUACGAUUUUGUAUCUGUUACACAAAACAAACUCUCUUUAAGUCAAAUUUCAGGCACUGGUUCCACACUUCAGAACUCGGAAUCAGUUCAUUAUACAUCUGUUGUCGAUAUGGAAACCGAAUCAUGUGAAAAGGCCAAGUUUUCGGCAACUGUGGGAGUCCAAAAUCACGGGGAAAUGGAUGGAAAACACGCAGUUUUGCUGUUUGUGAAGCACGAUAAAGCUGGAAAUGGGAAGCCGAUGAAGCAAUUGGCAGCGUUUGAGAGUGUGAAAACGGGUAGUGGAGAAAGGGUCGAAGUUGAGUUCGUUGUGAGCCCGUGUGAGCAUUUUGGGACAGCGAAUGAAGACGGGCUGAUGGUGAUCGAAGAGGGUUCUCGUUAUCUUGUUGUCGGGGAUCAACAAUACGCUAUUACCGUUUUGCCAUAGUUCGUCGAACGAUUCCGUUUUCGUAAUAUUCGGACUAUGAUUUUGUUGUUGAACUAUGAAAUCAAUGAAUUUCUAAAUCAUUACCACAUCAAAAGAUGUUGGUUUCUGAAUUA